AUGUUCCUUCCCGAACAAUCGAACAUUCCCGGUAGCGUCACGUAUGUCUCGCGCGCAGCUGGCAUACCAUCCAGUAGCACAACCCAACAAUAUCAGGGCGGAGAGUGUAUGGGGGUGCCCUCUGAGCUGGAUGCCAUUGACGGUGGGUGUGCGUGGCGCACUGCUUCCAAAGGGGUUUGCGCAAGUCAAUUGCCUCGAGGUGGGAGUGUUGCAGUGAGUGUGUCUGCACCCUUCAUCCAUCUUACGGAUUGGGGUGACGCAACGGUGUCGACGAGGGAGAUAUCAGAUAACGCAGCUGAAGUGCCCGCCGCCAGGAGUAUUGGAAACAGGGAGGGAGUGGAUGGAAGUCUAACUUCCUCUGUCUUUCCAAGUGGUGACGUGAACAGUACGAUUGACCUCCCCAUUUCUUUGGUGAACUCGGCGUUACCGAACCAGGAGAAGAAUAAUAUGGAGUUUCAAGAUGACUGUCUUGCCCAUGUUUUUUCGCGGCCUGAAUCACCUUUUAAAGAUUUUUCUGCAGAGAGCGAAGAUCCCUUUACCAUUAUGCAAACGCGGUCGGUUACGUGUAACCCGAACAUCUGGGAGGUGGAGGGGAAAGAUGUGCAGAGUUCCUUGAUCCACGACGCCGUUAAGGUUGGAAUGUCUCAGAUUACGCCGAGCUUGUUUUCGCCAAUUACAGAAGCGAUGGAAUCCGCCAUCGACAAGGUGAAAGUUGCGCCUGAUGGAUUGAAUGACUGUAGAACAGUAGGCCCCCAACAGCCCACCGAAGAGCAGAGAAUUCCAGUGGUUGAUCCGCAGCGGUCCAAGCUACACGUGCCGCUCAGCUCCAUCAUUCCUACAAAAGCACUUGGCGGCCGCGUUUCCUUCCCGAGUCUGUGCCUUCUCUUCCAAUCUGGUCGUUGCCUCCGUGGAGCGAGCUGCUAUCAAAUGCACAUAGACCCCCAGGUGGUGCAGCGACUCCGUCAAAUAAACGAAAGCCUUCCCUACUGUUGUGCCUUUCAUGGCGAGUGUAACGCCAACAAAUGGGACGCUGAAGCGAAUGCCCAUCGUACCAUCUUAAUAAAGGGCGCGGCGGUACCUCUGAGUCGAGUGGCAUAUACCAACGGGUUGGAACGCUUUGUGUUGAAGAACAAUGCGUCCCGCUCACUGAACACAUGCGCUGUCUGCCGCUUACACGGUAAACCGGGAGGUUGCCGGUACGGAGCGGACUGUUGGUAUGUGCACAUCUGUCGAGACGUGUUGAAGGAGCUGGUCGCUACUAUAAAGCUAGACUUGGAGGACCCUGGCAGUGAGGAUCAGUGUAAGGUUCCGACAAAGACUGAAAGCACAGGAAACAGAGUUGUUUCGGGUGACCUCUUGGGGGCACUGUCACAGCAGCAGAAUAGGAGAAAGCAGCAGAACUAUCCGACUGUGGCGUUUCACCCUUCAAAGUCACCCACGAUGAGCCACUUGCAUAAGGGAAGGAGUAUAGUAAGUAGCGAAAGGGAUGGAACUCAUUCUGGGAAGUUGUCUUCACACGGUUCUGCCUCCACCAAUACCUUCUCGGCGCGUGCGUCGCCAACGGUUGGACAGAUCACUUCAGACGGUACCACCUGCCGGAAUGUGUUGGUUCAGCAGAGGCCACCUGUUUAUGAAGAUGGCCCUCUCGGCGAAACCAGACACGGCCUCGCAACAACAAUGAGGCUGCACGGUGUGGCUUUCCCCGUCACCGACCCAAGCGAGGAGAAAAGCGUGCCAUCACCGUCACAGUUCAGCUUAAACGAUCGACAGAGCGUAACCCCAAUCAGUGGUAGGGAAGUGAGCACCCCGUCUGUGCCGUGCUGUGCAAUGUAUUUUCCACAGAAGCAGUCAUCAGUAGCCCCUUGCCCACAACCAAUGCAAAAUGGACAUACCGUUUGGCCGUCGACAGUUCUGGUGCCUUCCACAACUGUGAUGUAUCCUAUGAUUUCUGCAACGGGACUACCGGUUGCUAGCGCGCAGCAGCAGAUGGGAACGGAUGGGCAAACGUACGGCCCCUUCUGUUUCGUCUCAGGUCGGGAAGACGGCUUUCGCAACUUGUGCUUGCCAAUGUACGGCUCUGGCAAGGGGAAUAUGCCUUCACAAGUUCCCCUACACGUACCCUUUUGA
Molecule: messenger RNA, 2127 nt
Organism: Trypanosoma brucei brucei TREU927
Lineage: Eukaryota; Euglenozoa; Kinetoplastea; Trypanosomatida; Trypanosomatidae
Exons: 1
Coding region: 1-2127 (708 amino acids)
Molecular function (GO): metal ion binding
Source: RefSeq, a predicted model, not a curated record